AUGGCGCUGAGAAGAGCCUACUCCAUCAAGGACAAACUUCAGGCCAUCGAGAGGGUGAAGAAGGGCGAGAGGCAAGCGUCUGUGUGUCGGGCUUUUGGGGUACCGGGGGGUACGUUGAGGGGCUGGUUGAAGGAUGAAGCCAAGCUGCGGUGGUUCCUGGAGCAGCUUGGGGGUGAGGUGGGCACCCAGCGUAAGAAGAUGCGUUUGGCCAACGAGGAGGAGAUUGACCGAGCUGUCUACGCCUGGUUCCUGGCUCUACGUCAGCAUGGAAUCCCCCUCUCCGGGCCCCUCAUCCAAGCCCAGGCUGAGGCCUUUGCACGGCAGAUCUACGGCCCCGAGUGCACCUUCAAGGCCAGCCACGGCUGGUUCUGGCGUUGGCAGAAGCGCCAUGGCAUCUCCAGCCAGCGUAUCUACGGUGAGGGUGGUCUCCCCUCCGAGCCCGAGCGGGCUCCUGCGGCUGGUUCUGACACCCUGCUGUCUGUGCCCGCUGCCGACGCCGGAGGCUACAGUGAUGAGCAGAUCUACAACGCCAACAUCACUGGGCUCUACUGGAAGCUCCUGCCGGGACAGGCCGGUGGGGCGAUGGCAGCAGCACGACGGCGACCAGCUGUCCGUGAGCGGGUCACCGUGCUGCUGGCCGCCAACUUGACUGGCUCCCACAAACUCAAACCACUGGUGGUUGGGUGUCUUCAUGAUCCCCCCAGCCUCCGCCAUCACAACCAGGACAAGUUCCCUGCCUGCUACCGCUACAGCCCCGAAGCCAGGCUGGGACCAGCUCUUCUCCGGGCUUGGUUCUUUGAGGACUUUGUGCCAGGUGUCAAACGGUACCUGCGUCGGAGCUGCCUGCAGCAGAAGGCCGUGCUGCUGCUCAGCUCCCCACCCCCCCACUCUGGGACAGGCCCUGAGGACUCCCUGCCGCUGCAGACACCUGAUGGCUCCAUCCGUGCCCUCUUCCUCUCCAGGGGACCUGCUGGGAGUGGCUCAGCCGGAGGAGGAGGCCGAAUCCCAGCCCCACUGGAACAGGGGGUGGUGUCCACCUUCAAGCAGCUCUACAAGAGGGAAUUGCUGCGCUUGGCUGUCUCUUGCGCAGCUGGUGGUGGUGGUGGCUCGGGUGGCCCCAUGGACUUUGUGAGGUCCUUCCUUCUCAAGGACAUGUUGUACCUGACUGGCCUCUCCUGGGACCUUAUCCCACCUGGUUCCAUCGAGAAGUGCUGGCUCUUGGGGUUGCGUGCUGCCUUUGAUCCCCAGCCUGGGGAGGAAGAGCAUGGAGACCCCCAACAUGGGGAGGAAGGUGGUGGGGACAGCAAGGUCUUUAGUGACCUGACCCACUUGGCCGCAUUGGCCUACAAGCGCUUGGCCCCUGAGGAGGUGGCCAGCUGGUUGCACUUGGACGAUGCAGCCCCAGGUACGGAGGAGGACGAUGGGAAAGAGGACACUGAGGAGGAAGGCCUUGGGGUCUGCAAAACAGAGGAGGAGGAGGAGGAGGAGGCAGCAGCUGGAGAUGGGGGUGACAGAAGGGGUGGGGAAGGAGGAGAUGCUUUGCUACCCACGGCUCGGGAAGCCAUCAAAGGUCUGGAGACAGCGUUGCGGUGGUUGGAGGGUCAAGACCCCAGGCAAGUGGGGCCACUGAAGCUGGUGCAGCUCCGCUCCCUCAUCAGCAUGGCCCAGCGGUUGCACCAUGCCCGGCUGCUAGUCCUUGGCCACAUCGCAGGCGCGGUUGGUGGCUGCCUCCACGGCGUUCAUGACGGUGGCCCUCAGCGCGCCCUUCUCCAGCUGGUGCAGCGCGUGGAUGGUGGUGCCUCCGGGCGUGCAGACAUCUCCUCGCAGCUUGGCAUGGGUGCUUACGUAGGCCACCCCACUGCCACUGAGGCCAGUGUGGAUGUUGAUGUAGGAUUCGGGGACCUCUUCACAGAGCCCACAGGAAGACAGCAAGUUCUUCAGCAGGGCAGCUUCUCCAUCACCAGCAUCGCUGCCCCGAGCAAAGACCACGGCCCCUGCCUGCACCACGCACGGGAGGAGAAAGAGGAAGAGGAGGUCAAGGAGGACAAUGUGGAGAAGGAGGAAAAGAGGGAUAAGGAGGAGGAAAGAGAGGAGAAGGAGGAAAAGCAGGAUAAAGAAAAUGGAAAAGGAGAAGGCUCACCCUCUGCAGUGACGGAUUUCCUGCAGGACACCUGGCAGGAUAUGGGGUUUGGUGGCCAGGAAGACCAAGGUGGUUUCCUGAAGCACUUCCAGGUUGCAGUGUGUGGUCCGGCAGCCUGA
Indicator indicator is the source of this 2259-nucleotide messenger RNA. RefSeq names its product tigger transposable element derived 5 (gene TIGD5). Gene Ontology annotation, cellular component: nucleus. NCBI's taxonomy places the organism in Eukaryota, Metazoa, Chordata, Aves, Piciformes, Indicatoridae. The coding region runs from base 1 to 2259 and encodes 752 amino acids. The transcript is spliced from 5 exons. The record is from RefSeq and is a predicted model, not a curated record. Gene Ontology annotation, molecular function: DNA binding.